ACCGCAGCAGCAGCAAUGGCGUCGCUCACCAUGAUGGCGUCCCUCUCCGCCGUGGCGCCGGCGUCGGGGCGCGUGUCGUCGGCGGCGCCGCGCCGCGGCGGGCUGGCGGUGGCGAGGGCGGCCGCCGGCGGCGCCGCCGAGUGCCAGCGUGAUGAGGUCGCCGCCGUGGCGCAAGGCGCUGAAGGCCGCCGCGCGGUGAUGUUCGCCGCCGCGGCCGUCGCGCUGUCGGCCAUCGGCGGCGCCGGCGCCGGCGCCGCGUUCGCGGAGCCGGACGUGAAGAAGGGGACCCCCGAGGCGAAGAAGAAGUACGCGUCCAUCUGCGUCACCAUGCCCACCGCCAAGGUCUGCCACAACUGAGAUCGAGCUAGCGACGAUCGAGCCCGACGUGGUUGAGAGGGUGGGCAGCAUUCAGAUUCAGUAAAUAUGUACCGGUUUUAAUCUCCUGUCCAUUUAAAAAAUUCGAGCUUUGAUUAGAGCCGCCGCCCCCGGAUUGUCGCCAUGGACGGCCUCAAAGUUUUACGUUGUUGUAAUAUGAUCGUUGCGAAUUCGGGGUGAAACCGCUCUCUUUGUUCCCUUC
Messenger RNA from Oryza brachyantha (malo sina), 577 nucleotides. Its product is annotated as photosystem II 5 kDa protein, chloroplastic-like. NCBI's taxonomy places the organism in Eukaryota, Viridiplantae, Streptophyta, Magnoliopsida, Poales, Poaceae. Bases 16 to 357 code for a protein of 113 amino acids. The transcript has a single exon. The record is from RefSeq and is a predicted model, not a curated record.